CCCCAAUAAACCCCUUCCCCAUUUCUUGCUCUUGCCUUUUCCCUCCUCCGAUGGCAGACCCAAAACCCGAACCUUCCUCUUCAAUGCCCAACGCAGGACCCGACUCCAAACCUACCACCCACCACCUCACCAUCCCCACCGGGUUAACCCACGACGAGUUCUGCGACCUAAUCCCUUCCAUCACUCAGUUCCACACCUACUCGGUGGGUCCAGGCAAAUGUUCUUCCUUAUUAGCCCAACCUAUCAACGCCCCGCACGACGUAGUUUGGUCCGUCGUCCGCCGUUUCGAUAAACCCCAGACGUACAAACACUUCAUCAAGAGCUGCACGGUGAAAGAAGGUUUCCGAAUGGUCGUGGGUUGCACGCGUGACGUCAACGUGAUCUCCGGGUUACCGGCUGCCACCAGCACCGAGAGACUCGAUAUCUUAGAUGAUGACCGACAGGUCACGGGUUUCAGUAUCAUUGGAGGGGAGCAUCGGUUAAGGAAUUACAGGUCGGUGACUACGGUGCAUGGUUUCCAGCGUGACGGGAGGAUCUGGACCAUCGUUUUGGAAUCGUACGUUGUUGAUGUUCCAGAAGGGAAUACGGACGAAGACACGCGGCUGUUUGCCGAUACUGUUGUCAAGUUGAACUUGCAGAAGCUGGCCACCGUCACCGAAGGCUUAGCGCGUGAUGGUGACGGUCGUAAAUCACAGGUGAUGUGAAAAGGGCGGAAAAAAAAUAUAGAGAAGAAAAAAAAUUGUACCUUUCUUCUUUGUUUCUCUCGCUUUUCUUUGUGUGUUUUUGAUGGGUUAUGUUUUUUCUUUAAUUUUUCUAAUUUUAAUGCGUUUGGGUUAACCCCCUCUGUGAAAUUACCGGAAUAUCCUCUCUGUCAGUAGAUUGACUGGGAUGUGGGUGUGGACUGUGGAUACAUAUAUGGUAAGGGCGUUUGAGUCAAUGCGUUUGUACAGAAAUGUUUUUCACUUGAACAAUAUUGAUGCAAUUCUGGUUUUAAUUUUUUUAAUUAGCA
This is a messenger RNA of Theobroma umbraticum, 1009 nucleotides long. Its product is annotated as abscisic acid receptor PYR1-like. NCBI's taxonomy places the organism in Eukaryota, Viridiplantae, Streptophyta, Magnoliopsida, Malvales, Malvaceae. Gene Ontology annotation, cellular component: cytoplasm; nucleus. Gene Ontology annotation, biological process: abscisic acid-activated signaling pathway. Gene Ontology annotation, molecular function: abscisic acid binding; protein phosphatase inhibitor activity; signaling receptor activity. The record is from RefSeq and is a predicted model, not a curated record.